Messenger RNA from Arachis ipaensis, 5509 nucleotides. RefSeq names its product FORMS APLOID AND BINUCLEATE CELLS 1A (gene FAB1D). Gene Ontology annotation, molecular function: 1-phosphatidylinositol-3-phosphate 5-kinase activity; ATP binding. NCBI's taxonomy places the organism in Eukaryota, Viridiplantae, Streptophyta, Magnoliopsida, Fabales, Fabaceae. Gene Ontology annotation, biological process: phosphatidylinositol phosphate biosynthetic process. Gene Ontology annotation, cellular component: endosome membrane. The record is from RefSeq and is a predicted model, not a curated record.
CAUUUUACACUCUGUCAGCUUUUUCCUUCUUCUUGUUGUUAUUAUUCUUUUUAUUUUCUUCUUUCUUUUCUGUGUUCAUUCAUUGAACCUCUUUCAACAAUUCUUCUAUUCUUCGGAUAUCGCCUUUCUGAUGCUUACCCAUUUUAGUUUCCUCCGAAAAGUUUCGAACUUUUUAUAGUUGGGUUGGUUUUGUGCAACUCUUCGUACACCGAAUUCUUUGCUUAUUUGAGAAAACAGUGGACUUAUUUUUUUCCCUUUCUUGAAGAGGGUUUUUACCCGUUUUGCUUGGGAGCUGAGAUUGAUUUGGGGUCACAUCCAUGUAUUUGUUCUUGGUUUUGCUUUGACGAGCAGGAAUCAAGCUUUUCUUUAUAACGUCUCGGGAUCAGUGUUAUAUAUUGGAUGUGUAGUAUGUGCCAUUAUUGUGGUGCUGGUUUGAUGGGAUCAAAUGUUGAUGAGAAGAAACAGGAUCAUGAGAGUAGUUUGAAGUUGAAUAGUAAAGUUCCCACAAAGCCUUGUAAGUUUUGUGGGGAGAAGCUAGAGCGCGAAAAUAUGAAAUUGAAUGGUACAAGUCCUUUUGCGACUCCACACAUUAGUCCAACUUCAUCCUUGUCAAGUAGUGGUAGCUGUGUCUCCACCUGCAGUGAUUUUUCUGUUGAUGUGAACUCAUUCGACAGGAUGAGUCGAGAAGAAAGUACAGUAAGCGGUGCUAGAGAAGAUCUUCAUAAGUUGAACGGGGAAUUGCAAAAAGGGAUGGAAAACAAUUCCCAAGAAAGCAGUAAUGACAAUGAGGGUUACAUAGUGAGAAAUGUGGAGAUUGAGCAAGGCCAUAACUGUCAAGAACCAAAACUUGAUGGUUCUGAAAACCCUGACGCAUCCUCUGCUGAAGAGAUCGAAUAUUCUCUUCCUAAUGACUUGGAUAUCCAAACCUGGGAACCACCUGAGCCAGAAAAUCCAGAGGAUGAUAUGGACAACAGUGUGACUUAUAAUGAUGAAGAUGAAGACGAGGAUAACUGGGGUGAUCCUACUACCUCUAUAUUUAGUUCCAAGGAUGAAGUAAGUGGAUGCAAUAGGUUCAAAGAGGAAAAACAGAGAGCAAUGGAAGAAGUAAUGAAUGGAAAAUUCAAGGCACUUGUGGGCCAGCUUCUUAAAUCUGUUGGAGUUCCCUCUUCUGAUGAAGGUGAUAAGAGUUGGGUGGACAUAGUAACAUCUUUAUCCUGGGAAGCUGCUGCUUUUUUGAAGGCUGAUGCUAUUGGAAUUAAUACAAUGGAUCCUGAUGGAUAUGUCAAAGUAAAAUGCAUUGCAGCUGGUUCCCGCAGCCAAAGUCAGCUCGUGAGAGGUUCUGUCUUCAAGAAACAUGCUGCUCACAAGCACAUGCCAACUAAAUACAAACAUCCAAGGUUGUUACUGAUUAGUGGCAUGCUUGGUCAUAGUGGACUGUCCUCAUUUGAUUCCAUGCACCAGGAGAAAGACUAUCUGAAGUCCAAGAUGGAUCUUAUAGAAAUGUGCCAUCCAAAUGUUAUAUUAGUUGAGAAGACAGUUUCUCGAGAUAUACAAGAGUCAAUUUUGGCAAAGGGGAUGACACUAGUUCUUGAUAUGAAGCUUCAUCGCCUGGAAAGGGUUGCACGUUGUACUGGCUCACCAAUUCUAACAUGUGAUAAUUUGAAUGGUCAAAAGCUGAAACACUGUGACUUUAUUUACUUUGAGAAGUUUGUGGAGGAACAUGCUGGUACGGUUGAAGGAGGAAAGCGGCCAACCAAGACUUUGAUGUUCAUUGAGGGCUGUCCUACCCGUUUGGGAUGCACGAUUUUGCUGAAAGGAGCACCUAGUGAUGAACUGAAAAGGGUCAAAUGCAUUGUGCGGUGUGCUGUUGUCAUGGCAUAUCACUUAAUCCUUGAAACCUCCUUUCUUGUUGAUCAGAAAGCAAUGUUUUCUACCAUUCCUUCUUUGAAUGAAGCAGGAAUCUUGCCAAUCAAUCAACAAUCCCUUGAUUCUGCAUCAGUUGAUACAAGCAUUCCAUUUGUUGAGUAUUCUGCUGAAAAUGGAAUAAUUAGUACUGAUGUUCCAAUUUCCAAUGGACUUCAUGAAAAAAUUGCAAAUAGUUCCGUACAACAAGAGUUUUUCCCAUUUUCUUGUGAACCAUAUAAUCCAGCCGUCUUUUCUGGGUUCUCAGCCAUUUCAUCUUCUCUGAAGAAAGUUAUGGGGGAUAGUUUUCAGUUUACAUCUUCUGCUCCUUAUCAGUCUCUCUCAGAAUAUUUUGGCUUCAAUGGAAGGAAACCUGAUGAUCAGGUAAGCGUAUCAAUUUCUGGUUUAGACUCUCCAGAGGCAGAUGGCAGUACCAAGACCGAAGCAAAUAGCAAUUCUGAUGAUGAGAAGUUACUUAAUGGUGGACAAUCCCUGUCCUCUGCCGCGUACUUAAACUCCAAUGGAGACAAAAUUAAAGAUGGUGAUAUUGAUGGAAAUAAAAUCCAAAAUAAAGAUGAAAUCAAUGCAAUGCUGGAUUCACAGAGUAUUUUGGUCUUGAUGUCUAGCCGGAAUGCCUUAAGAGGGACUGUCUGCCAGCAAAGUCAUUUUUCUCAUAUCAUGUUCUACAAGAAUUUUGAUGUUCCCCUUGGAAAGUUUCUGAAGGAUAACCUACUUAAUCAGACAAGACUUUGUGACACCUGUCAAGAAUUACCAGAAGCUCACUUGUAUUAUUAUGCUCAUCACAAUAAACAACUUACAAUACAAGUUAAACGAUUGUCUGAGGAAAAGUUCUUGCCUGGGGAGGAAGAAGGGAAGCUUUGGAUGUGGAGCCGUUGUGGAAAAUGCAAGGCCCGCUUCACAAAGCGAGUGUUGAUAUCUGCAACCGCACGUAGUCUAUCAUUUGGAAAGUUUUUGGAGCUUAGCCUUUCUCACUAUUCUACUUCUAGCGGAAAAUUGAGCUGUGGCCAUUCUCUUGACAGGGAUUUUCUCUACUUCUUUGGAUUAGGUCAUAUGGUUGCAAUGUUCAGAUAUUCUUCUGUCAUGACUUAUAACGUUGCCAUGCCACCUCAAAAGCUAGAGUUAAGUGGUUCAAUAAAACAAGAGAGGCUUUCGAAGGAGAUUGAGAAUGUGUACAUGAAAGGCAUAUCACUCUUUAUGGAAGUUGCACACCUUUUGAAGACAAUAAGUUCUAAUGGAUCAACAUUGAAUCUUGGAGGAUCAAUGAGAGAGUUCACUGAGGUUGAGAUGAUGUUAAAGCGAGAGCAAGAAGAGUUUGAGGUAAAUAUCAAGAAUGCUGUUGCUAAGAAGGGGGAUCUUGAUCGGGCUGCGUACAAACUUCUCUGUCUAAACCGAUUGAUGUGGGAUCUUUUGAUUGAAGCCUAUGUUUGGGAUCGACGACUGAACUCACUUCUCUCCCCUGAUCAUCUAAAAACUGAGUCUGAUGUCUCUGAGAAAGUUAUGCAAGAAUGUGGGUCUACGGAAGGUGGCAAUAUAAAUGGGAUGCGAGACACAUCUGUGGAAGUGAAUGAAAUCCCUAUAAAGGAAAUUCCGAUAAGUGGACCUCCUCUAGAAUGCAAUGAACAGGAUGAUCUAUCUAAUGCAUCUAAUGUCCCACUAAAUGUGUCGAUGCCAAUUAUUAGUGAUUUUAGGUCAGAGAGACCCUCUGACCGAAAGUUGAAAUUGAAUGUAGAUGUUCCCACUCGGUUCCCUUUAUCAGAUAGCAGUCUCUAUGAAACAGACUCUGCUAUGUCAAAUCAUCUCCAAGUGCAUGAAAAUUCUCCAGAUUCCACAGAUAAUACACAAAUUAGUCAUCCAGCUGCUGAUACGAGGAUAUCAAACAAGGAUGAUUCACAGCAUUCACCUGUUACCAUCUCGCCGGAUUCAAAUGAAUGGUUCUGGAGGCCAUUUGCCGACAUUCGGCAGAUUGGCAUAAGGGACUUCCAGAAAAGAUUCUUGCCAAGAUUUGAACCAGUAAGCAGCUCUAUCAUAGAAAAUUUACCGACAGCAAAUCAACUAAUCGCUGAUGAAGGCACAAGGUUGCACAUCCCCCUUAGGACAGAUAAUUUUAUUGUAUCUGACUAUGAGGGUGAACCCUCAAGUAUAAUUGCUUGUGCUCUGGCCUUUCUGAAAGAUCCAUCGGUGGUGACAGAAGUUGAUGAUGGGGAUGAUGGUUUGCCUAGUUCAUUCCAUGGAGCCUUACCCUCUCCACAGACAUUUUCAAGAAGUUCUUCAGAUGCAGAUUCUGUGCACUCUUCAGGAAGCACUUCUUCGGAAGAGUCAAGAACUUCUCAUGCUCCAGAAAACCAUAGCAUAGAGAUCGCAAUGGGAUAUGCAAAAUCACUAGGGAGGGAAAAAUAUUCAGUGAUCUGUCAUUACGUUAACCAGUUCCGUGAACUUAGGAGUAGAUGUUGCCUAUCUGAGCUUGAUUAUAUUGCUUCUUUAAGCCGCUGUAGGAAUUGGGAUGCUAAAGGUGGGAAAAGCAAAUCCUUUUUCGCAAAGACACUUGAUGACAGGUUCAUCAUAAAGGAAAUCAAGAAGACAGAGCUUGAUUCAUUUUUGGGUUUUUCUUCUGUGUAUUUCAAAUACAUGAGGGAGUCAUUUGAGUCUGGGAGCCAAACAUGUCUCGCAAAGGUCAUGGGGAUAUAUCAGGUUACUAAAAGAAACGUAAAAACUGGAAAAGAAGUUAAGCAUGACCUCAUGGUGAUGGAAAAUCUUACCUACAAUUGCAAUAUUACUCGCCAGUAUGAUCUUAAAGGUGCUCUUUAUGCCCGGUUCAAUACUGCUACUGAUGGUGCUGGAGAUGUUCUUUUGGAUCAGAACUUUGUGAAUGACAUGAACUCUUCUCCACUGUAUGUCAGUCAUAAAGCGAAGCGUUUUCUUCAAAGGGCUGUUUGGAAUGACACAACUUUUCUCAAUUCUGUCAACGUGAUGGAUUAUUCCUUACUAGUUGGAGUGGAUUCCCAGAAGCGCGUGCUUGUUUGCGGCAUCAUCGAUUAUCUCAGGCAGUAUACCUGGGACAAGCAUCUCGAGACAUGGAUGAAAUCCUCGCUCGUUGUGCCGAAGAAUGUGUUGCCAACCGUAAUAUCUCCAAGGGAAUACAAGAAGAGGUUCAGAAAAUUCAUGUCUACCCAUUUUUUGAGUGUUCCAGAUCACUGGUGUUCUCAGAAAUUACUAAGUCCUUGCAAACUUUGUGGCUCAGGAGAAGAUGAUCCUCCCCAACAAGGAAAUUAGAACAAGGGUGAAAAAUGUUUUUUUUUUUAAUUUUUUUUUCUACCCCAAAAUCUUUUGAUUCAAUUUCUCAAGAAUUCAUAUACAAGUUGAGAGUUUAUGUGUUUUUUUUAAUGCCAGUAGCUGUAUAUAGGAAGCCAAAUAUUGUUCAUAUAAACUUAGCCCUGAUAUUCAACAUUUUUUAGAGAAUUUCUAGGGAUUAUGUUAUCAUGCUAUGGGUCCAUCAUGCUCAGCAUGAGAUAAGAGUAUAUUUUUGUAAAGCCUAAGGAAAAAUGUAAAGGUUUACUUUGAGUCAAUGAAAAAAGUGCAGUUGCCAGCA